ACUAUAUUAUAAACUCCUUGCCUAUCAUCCACCUGGUUGACCGACAUUUUGGGAUAAGGGGGCUCUGCUGGGAGUCCGCAAGUUGUAUUUGUACAAUGGCAUCAAAUACGAUAAAAAACCCUCUACUGAGAACUGUUGCUAACCGCAGCUUCAGUGCUCAAGCUUGUGCUAAGCCUGUUCCCAGUGCUAAUGCAGAAGUUAAAACUACUGUAUUGCCCAAUAAAUUAAUUGUCGCGUCUGUGGAAAAUAACUCUCCUAUUUCACGAGUCUCUAUUUUAUUCAGGGCGGGGUCUCGUUAUGAAACACAUGAUAACUAUGGAAUUUCCCAUGUUCUUCGAAUUGCUGCUGGUCUUGGAACUAAGUGUUACAGCCAAAUUGGAAUUACUCGUCAUAUUCAGCAAGUUGGUGCAAAUAUAAGUGUUACAUCUGACAGAGAAUUGAUUUCUUACACUCUUGAAACUACAAGAAAUGAAUUAGAAAAUACUUUUGACAUCUUGAGUAAUGUUGCAAUGCAGCAAGCUUUUAAGCCUUGGGAAAUUUCGGAUAACCUUUCACGAAUUAAGUAUGACUUGGCAGCUCUACCUCCUGUUAUAAGGUCUGUGGACUUACUUCAUAAAGCUGCAUUUAGAACAGCGUUGGGCAAUUCCAUAUUUUGUCCAAAACAUUCUAUUGGAAAGAUCAGUUCAGAAACGCUUCAGCAUUUUGUAAGGAGUCACUAUUUGGCUAAUCGUGGUGCAGUUGUGGGGGUGGGGGUUGAUCAUGAUCGCCUUCUAGCCUAUGCCCAGAAUUUGUGUAUUGAAGAUGGAGAGAGUUGUGACCAAUCUUCUACUUACAAAGGUGGGGAGAUUCGUGUGGAUACAGCCUCUUCCAGUGCUAAUGUAGCUGUGGCUGUGGAGGGCGCAAGCUUAAAAAGUACUCAAGAAGCGCUGGCAUUUGCUGUUCUGCAAUAUGCCCUUGGUGUUGGCCCAUCAGUGAAGUGGGGAUCCCAAAAUAACACACCAUUUGGCAAAGCAGUUGCUAAUGCAGCAAAAGAUGAUCCUUGUGCUGUGUCUGCUUUGAAUGCUAGUUACUCGGACAGUGGAUUGUUUGGUUUUGUUGUAUCUGGUGCACCUAAUGUUGCUGGCCAAGCUGUUAAAGCAGCAGUUAAGCAGCUGCGCAGUGGCAAUGUUUCUGAAGAAGAUAUACGUAGAGGAAAGGCACAGUUGAAGGCAUCUGUGUUAAUGGCUGUUGAAAGUGGAGCAGAAUUAGUUAAUGAAAUUGGAGCACAGGCUGUCCUUUUGGGAAAUGUUACAUCAGGAUCCAACCUGGCAUGUGUAAUUGAUCAGCUGAAGAGUUCUGAUGUCAAUGCUGCUGCGAAGAAAAUUGCAUCAGGAAAGUUGUCUGUAGCAGCAGUUGGAAAUUUGACAUGUGUCCCAUACCUUGAUGAACUUAAGUAAACACAUCAUUCACUGUAUAUAGAUGUAAGAGAAAAUGUACAUUAUGCCAAAUAAAAAUAAUAUUAGAACCCACUGUAGUGAACAGACUAGCUGAUGUGAAUGAAAGAAGAAAGAUUGUUCAAAUUGUAUUGUUAUAAUACCAAUUCCUACAUCUUUUAUUCAGUAAAGCAAAAGUUGUUUCUAGACCUUGUGAUAUCCAACAAUUGUAUUUUUUUAUUUCAAAUAUUAGGAUGGAAAGAAAUAUUUAUUACUGAUUUGAAUUUUUAAGAAUUAUGUGCUUAUUCAGUAUUACAGAGAACACUGAUUUAACUUGUAGGUAUAAAUAAUUAUGAAGUUAUUUAUUAAUAAUUAUCAGAUAUAUUCUUAACUAUUUAUUGAUAUUUUUCCAUCAAAAUUACUUAUUGAUCCUAACUUCCUCUUUAAUCGAAUAGAACCAAAGCUUUCUAGUAAUUUCCUACUAAAUAAUCUUUGUGCCGCCACUAAUAUAUAUUUUAAAAAGCUAGUUUUGUACAAGAGACUGUCUGAAGCAAAAAUCUCUAUCUUCAAUUUUGUAGUUUUGUAUAUUUUUUUGCAAUUUUUGAAAUCAUCAAGGAAUACCCGAAAAUACGACUAGCGCUAUAUUUUUUACAGUUCCUUGUUACAUAUUUGGAGAAUAUUGAAAGAAAAAAAUAAGAGUUCAUUUUGAGACUUUUGUAAAUUUCAAACGCAAAAACCACUAGUUCUUUCAAAAAAUUGAACUUUUUUGAAGAGCCAAUUUUGUACAACACACUGAGGCAAAAAUAUAUCUUUAAUUUUGUAGUUUACAAUGUGUUUAUUUUAAAAAACAAGAAAUGGGAC
Messenger RNA from Gryllus bimaculatus (two-spotted cricket), 2273 nucleotides. NCBI's taxonomy places the organism in Eukaryota, Metazoa, Arthropoda, Insecta, Orthoptera, Gryllidae. The record is from the annotation of a GenBank genome assembly.